AUGGGAGGUGUGCACGGUGUCUGCUAUGGCGUGCUCGGCGACAACCUUCCCUCGCGUGCGGACGUGGUGCAGCUCUACAAGUCCAACAACAUCCAGGCCAUGCGCAUCUACUUCCCGGACCAGGCCGCGCUCGCGGCGCUCCGGGGCAGCGGCAUCGCCGUCAUCCUCGACGUGGGCGGCGUGGACGCGGUGCGCGCGCUCGCCAGCAGCGCCUCAGCCGCUGCGGACUGGGUCCAGGCCAACGUGCAGGCGUACCAGAGCGACGUCCUCAUCAAGUACAUCGCCGUCGGCAACGAGGUGGACCCCGGCGACGGCGCCGCGGGGCUGCUCCUCCCGGCCAUGCGCAACGUGCACGCCGCGCUGGCGUCCGCGGGGCUCGACGGCAGCGUCAAGGUGUCCACGGCGGUGAAGAUGGACGCGUUCGCCGACACGUUCCCUCCCUCCCGCGGCGUGUUCGCGCAGGGGUACAUGGCGGACGUCGCGCGGUUCCUGGCCGACACCGGCGCGCCGCUGCUGGCCAACGUGUACCCGUACUUCGCCUACAGGGACGACCCGCGGAACAUCAGCCUCGAGUUCGCGAGCUUCCGGCCCGGGGCGGCCACGGUGACGGACGGCGGCAACGGGCUGGUGUACACGAACCUCCUCGACGCCAUGGUGGACGCCGUCUACGCGGCGCUGGAGAAGGCCGGCGCGCCCGGCGUCAAGGUCGUCGUGUCGGAGAGCGGGUGGCCGUCGGCCAGCGGGUUCGCGGCGAGCGUCGACAACGCGCGCCAGUACAACCAGGGCGUGAUCGACCAUGCCCGGCAGGGCACGCCCAGGAAGCCCGGGGUGCUGGAGACGUACGUGUUCGCCAUGUUCAACGAGAACCAGAAGACCGGGGACGAGAUCGAGAGGCACUUUGGCUUGUUCAACCCGGACAAGUCGCCGGUCUACCCGAUCACCUUCCCAAACUGA
Messenger RNA from Miscanthus lutarioriparius, 954 nucleotides. Lineage: Eukaryota; Viridiplantae; Streptophyta; Magnoliopsida; Poales; Poaceae. The record is from the annotation of a GenBank genome assembly.